Messenger RNA from Trypanosoma conorhini, 1713 nucleotides. RefSeq lists its product as uncharacterized. The record is from RefSeq and is a predicted model, not a curated record. Bases 1 to 1713 code for a protein of 570 amino acids. The transcript has a single exon. Lineage: Eukaryota; Euglenozoa; Kinetoplastea; Trypanosomatida; Trypanosomatidae.
AUGGCGGAAUGUGGCGACGUCCGCGUACCGUGUAAAUCCUUGCUCAGCCGGCCGCCGUCGAGCGGCUUGAGGGGGGAGGAGGCAUUGGACGCAGAGGCUUCCUCACACCUUGCAACGCUGCGGAUGACGCCGCAGGCGCAGCAUGUGGCGUUGGGAGACGUCGCCGCCAUCACUCUACGGCCGGAACGAGAGGGAGGCACAUUCUCGGGAACGCGUGCCGGGACAGGCUCGGGGCGUGAAACUCAAGCAACGCCUUUAGCGAAUCAACGGGGCAGCUCACAUACGCGGCCACCGCCGCCGCCCGCUUCUUCAUCUAUCAUUUCUUUGAAGCUGCAAGACUCUGGUGAGGUUGGACUUCGUGGAAUCUCCACCGCAGGUCCGGCGUCAUUGUCAGACGGCUUGCACAGUGGCUGGCGGAGGCAAACCAGUGAGGCGGCGUUGAAUGGGGAGGAAGGGCCACUGUCCCCGCUAGAGAGAUAUCUCGCCUCAAGGCGGCACCCUGUGAGUGGGUUGCGGCCCACACAACCUCCACACCCCGUGGAGGUUGUGCCGUGUGAGACUCUGGAUAAGCGGCCUGCUGAACUUGCCUCAUCGAGGCUGUGCCGACACAACAAGUAUUUCGCAUUGAUGCAUAAAGGUAUGGAAAAAGAUGCGUGCGAUGCGCCACGUGGUGUGUACGGCAACGAAGUUGACGGAAGCACUCUUGCAAUAUUGGCAGGCAUAGGGAGUGUGGGUGCGCCGGGGGAAAAUGCUCCCGCCCCGAGGGAGGAGCGCGUGGCUGUCGAGGCGGCGGAUGAAAAUGAGCCGAUUUUUCCUCCGCUCACUUACCCAGACCCCUCGCAUCCAGGCAUUUUGCACCGCCUGUGCGACGCGCGGCAGAUGACUUGCAUUGCAGGCACGCACCCCAGCGGUGGCAAUUCUGGCUGUAGCGAAGACGCCACUGUUGUUGUUGGCGGUGGCGCCGCUGCAGCUGCUGAAGAAAAAGAAGGAGGCUCUGGGAGGCGCGAGGCGUACUUGCUUAAAAAACUCCAGGAAAAGUCAUGCGACCUCGAAAGGGCCAGAGCCGAGCUUCGUCGCUCGCAGGAGUCGGUGGAGCGUGAGACCGAGCAACGCAUUCAACAGGAGGAGUUAAUCUUGGGAAAUUUCAGACAUCUGACGUCGGCACAGCGAGCCCUCCUGGAUUUUGACGCGUUACUGCGGCCUGCCGUCAGACUGGAGGAUUUGGACCAUUGUGGAAGGGAAAACCCAAUAGACUCGUCGUUGCCAACGAAGCGAAGACUUUCCUUUACGUUUAUCCAUCAACUGCGUGAGCGCUCCGUCACUCCCGGUGAUCGCAUGGCCCAGCAGGACACCACAGUGUCCUCAGCAACCGGGGCGGAGCCUCUGCCCGCCCGUGAGCGUGCGCCCACCGCAAGAUGCCCCGAAGAAAAAGUUGAUUCACGUCCGCCGUCCCCCGGUUUGGAGCCCGCAGCUCCGUGCACGUUGAGGUUACCUUCAGCUGGAGAAGAUACUCUGGAGGAGCCGACUGCCAGACCGCCGCCCUUGACUUCUGGCUCGCGUGGCGGGCACGUCGCCCAUGCGCAGCCGCCUCCGACGGCCCCGUCCCCCACAAGGCCGCCUGCUAGUGGGGUGGCGGUUCCUCAAACUUCAGCCGGAGCGCCGCCGCCUCCGCCUCCGCCUCCGCCAAGGAAAUUACCUCCUCCGCCUCCGUGA